CCUCAAAGCGGAAGUGGGGCGGGACGGGGGUUUGUAUAUAGGCCCCUCCUGGUCCGUGGUAAUGGAUACGUCAGUUCCGGUCCGGACCUGGAGGCUGACUCGCUGACGUGGCUCCCGGAAGUGGGGCUGGCGCAGAGUCGUUAUGUUGCAGCAGGACAGUAAUGAUGACACUGAAGAUGUUUCACUGUUUGAUGCAGAAGAGGAGACAACUAACAGACCAAAAAAAUCCAAAAUCAGACACCCAGUGGCAUCCUUUUUCCAUUUAUUCUUCCGAGUCAGUGCAAUUAUCGUCUAUCUUCUCUGUGAAUUGCUCAGCAGCAGCUUUAUUGCUUGUAUGGUGACAAUUAUCUUGUUGUUGUCAUGUGACUUUUGGGCAGUGAAGAAUGUCACAGGUAGACUGAUGGUUGGCCUACGUUGGUGGAAUCAUAUUGAUGAAGAUGGAAAGAGCCAUUGGGUGUUUGAGUCCAGGAAGGCAUCCCCUCAAGAGAAUAAAACUGUUUCAGAGGCCGAAUCAAGAAUCUUUUGGUUAGGACUUAUCGCCUGUCCAGUGCUGUGGGUGAUAUUUGCCUUUAGUGCCCUCUUCUCCUUCCGAGUAAAGUGGCUGGCGGUGGUUAUCAUGGGCGUGGUGCUCCAAGGUGCCAAUCUAUAUGGUUACAUCAGGUGUAAAGUGGGCAACAGGAAGAACUUCACCAGCAUGGCCACCUCGUAUCUGGGAAAGCAGUUUUUAAGACAAAACACUGGAGAUGAUCAGACUUCCUGAAUAAAGAGAGAAAGCUUAUAAAUUUUGUUACACUGGAGAACAACCGAAGAGAUUCUUGACUUUGAACCUUUUAGAGUUCAGUCUGUGUUGCAUUGAGGAGUGUUGGGUUUGCUUUUCCACUUAACAGUUUUAUUUUAAAAAAAGGAAAAGUAAUUUUCAUAUUAAGAUUUUUCUUUCCAGUAGUUGGAGCUAGAAUGUAUGUUGUCACUAGAAACAUGGUUAAAAUUUGUUUUAUGGUGUACAUAUGUGCAUAGUUAUGUAGGAUCAGUAUAUCCCAAAUUAAUAAAAGUGUUUGUGUUCGUUUAUAUAUGUAACAGAGACCUUAGCAUUUUGAUCCAUGGAACAUAAGAGGAUGUUCUUAGUUUAUCUCCAAGCUCUAUGUGUUUACAUAUUAUUUGUGUAGAUUAUUUUCAGAAGUAAGCUUUGCUUCCAUGAUAAGAGUGAGCACUUUGGCUUAUAUUGUUAAAAUAUGUACUUCAUGGUGAAAUUUCUUAGAUAUACACAAGCAAGUAAAAACCAAAUUCGGGCUAGUGGUGUUACCUAGUUUCUAAAAUUUUGUUUCUUUUUAUUUGUAACAAGUCAUUUACUUAAGGCCCAAUUAACGUAAAUGGAAUCUUCACAGUUUAUGUUUAAGGGAUACCCAGAGGCUGCUGUUCUAUUUAUUUUAAGGCAAGGAUAGCCAGAUUCUACUCUGGAGUUUCCUGGAAGCUCUUCAGUACUCCUUGGGCUAAUAAGAUCUCUCUUUUAUCAGUAAAAGAGCAUUAUUCUUAUGUCAU
Messenger RNA from Propithecus coquereli (Coquerel's sifaka), 1536 nucleotides. Its product is annotated as Golgi apparatus membrane protein TVP23 homolog B. Bases 143 to 760 code for a protein of 205 amino acids. Gene Ontology annotation, cellular component: Golgi membrane. The record is from RefSeq and is a predicted model, not a curated record. The transcript has 7 exons. Lineage: Eukaryota; Metazoa; Chordata; Mammalia; Primates; Indriidae. Gene Ontology annotation, biological process: protein secretion; vesicle-mediated transport.